CUGGCGGAUGAGUCCAAGACAUACUAGAAACACCAACGUUCCAAGUAACACAUAUCCAAAAUGAAAUUCCUGGUUGUCGCCGUUGCCCUUUUGGCCGUUGCCCACGCCGAUGUGUCCCACCUGUCGGGCUACAACUACGCCCCCGUGAGCAUCCCCGCUCCGGCUCCUCUGCCCGUGAAGGUGGCCCCUGCUCCUGCCCCCGUUCCCGUGCCCGUGCCCGUGAACACCUACAUCCCCCCUGCACCCGCACCAGCCCCCAUCCAGAUCGAGAUCCCCGCCCCGGCUCCCGCUCCCGUGGCCAUCCCCGCCCCCGUGAAGGUCGCCCCCGCCCCUGUUAACCAGUACAUCCCACCCGCACCAGUGGCCAUCCCCGCCCCCGUGAAGGUUGCUCCUGCUCCCGUCUUCGUGCCCGCACCCGUGCAGGUCGCUCCCGCCCCCGUCAACCAGUACAUUCCCCCCGCACCCGUGAGCAUCCCCGCCCCCGUGAAGGUCGCCCCCGCUCCCGUCUUCGUGCCCGCCCCCGUGCAGGUUGCCCCCGCUCCCGUUGCCGCCCCCGUUCCCGUCCUGGCCCCCCAGCCCGUUCUGGAGGAGAUCGAGCCCAUUUCCGCCGAUGGCUACCGCUACAAGACCAUCCGCCGUGUGGUCCAUCGUCGUUACUAGAAAGCCACUCACUGAUCCCGCCCAGGGAUAAGUUUAUUAAAUAAAACAAAAAUACGUAUAAUUAA
Molecule: messenger RNA, 725 nt
Organism: Drosophila rhopaloa
Lineage: Eukaryota; Metazoa; Arthropoda; Insecta; Diptera; Drosophilidae
Product: cyclin-dependent kinase inhibitor 1C
Source: RefSeq, a predicted model, not a curated record